AUGUUGGUUGGCAAUGUUCCUUACGGUGUCCUAGUCUGCACCUAUGCUCCACCUGGCUCAGCGACUAAAGCCAUCAAAUAUUUCGAGGAUUUCUGCCAUUUGCUGCGGGCCUAGACUUCCGUGAACCAGUUGAGAAGGUCAAGAAUCACAAAAAGAUGAAGCAGGGAGCAAAUUGGAUACCAAGCCUGUAUGCAUCUCUAAUUCCAUCACGCAUACUGAUCUUAUUGAUGAGUACUGUCACGCUGCCGCUCUGCAGUGGCUCCGAAACCUCAGAGUGCUCUCGUCAGAGCUCGCGUGUUGCGCGCGACAUCCUGCAGCGAGACGUCUACCCUGUCCUGAAUGCCGGGGGCUGGGCUCUGCCCCCUGCCUGCCCACUUCUACCAGCCCGAGACAUGUACCUCGCCCAGGAGCAGAGAAAGAUCAUGGACAACGCCAACAGGUGGCACUGCAACUACUGCGGCAAGGCCUUCACUAACGAGAAGUAUCUGGAUCUGCAUUUCAGCAACCGGCACGCCGACACCAUUCUGGACGGCCAUCGGGCGGUCUGCUUGGCCGACCACUGCGACUACUUGCGCUGUGACGUCGUCUCCGGCGCCAAGGCACCGUCCUACUGGGACAAGACGCUGUGUCGUCAGUCAGACCUGGACAAGCUCACGCAGCGGUGCCAGGCAGUGGUCAAAUCCUGCCUCCCGGAAUCCCUGACGGGGAUGGACAGGCACCAACUGCGGGAUAAACUCCAGAAGGUCAUGUGCUCGCCGCUGACCUGUGAUCGGUACUGGGAAGCCCCCUCAGCUGAGAAAUCCCCUCACAGUAAGGUGGCCUACGCAGUACUGACCUGCAUCCUCCUCGUUGGCUUGUUGCUGUACUAUCUUGUUGCCUACACACAUUUCUAUACCGACAGCUCCAUGCUAAAAACUGAUGGUGAUGGUAUCUUCAGUACUGUGGACAAUGAACACUACUAUAUGAGGAAUCACUACGAAGGGGACAUUCGUAGCAGAUACCAACACGUGUCACGUAGGUGACAGACCUGUGGUCAUUUGUGAAAGGCAUAUAGGAACCGGGCUUUCCAUGCAUUUGGAUUCUUUUCCAAUAAUAACACAUGUACCACUCGAUUCAAAGAAGAAUGUUCAAAACCUAACCUAGUCAAGUGUCAUUUCAGUGGAUAGUACACUUUUCGAGAAAAAAAGUGGGGAAAAAAACAUGCUCUUCUAAGGC
Molecule: messenger RNA, 1215 nt
Organism: Patiria miniata (bat star)
Lineage: Eukaryota; Metazoa; Echinodermata; Asteroidea; Valvatida; Asterinidae
Exons: 2
Coding region: 156-1022 (288 amino acids)
Source: RefSeq, a predicted model, not a curated record